CGCGUCGAACGCACGUCACGCACGCACGCACAAAAUGGCCUUCGCUCUCUCCAAGACCGCGUCCCUCGUCGCCACGCCCAAGGCUUCGUCUAAGAUCGCUCGCCGCGGCGCCGUCGUCGUCCGCGCCGAGAAGGUCGCGCACGGGAAGGGUGGCGAGGAGGGCGGUCGCUCCUUCGCCAACGACGCGUUCGGCAUGGUCGCGAAGAACGCCAACUACGGCCUCUUCGCCGCGGCGGUCACCAAGGGCGGCCACGAGGGCACGAUGACGUCCCCGGGCCCGAUCACCGUCUUCUGCCCGAACGACGACGCGUUCGGCGACCUCUGCCAGAAGAUCGGCGUCUCCAAGAUGGACCUCAUGAACGACCCGCGCAUCCCGGCCAUCGUCGGCACGCACAUCGUCCAGGGCGCGCUCACGCUCGCGGACAUGGAGGGGAAGACGCUCACCACGAUGGCGGGCAACUCCAUCACCGUCUCCGGCGGCGCGGUGAACGGCGUGUCUUUCAAGAAGAACGACAUCAAGGUCGACAACGGCAUCGUGCACGCGGUCAACGCGGUCAUCUCCCCGUAAGCGAGCGAGCGGAUCGACGGCGAGCGACGGCGAUGGCGACGGCGAUUCGACCGAGCGCGGCGGCGGCGCGGCGACGGCGUGGCGUCGGCUUUUAAUUCACUCAAUCAGAUUGCUCGCGA
This is a messenger RNA of Micromonas pusilla CCMP1545, 687 nucleotides long. RefSeq lists its product as uncharacterized. The transcript is spliced from 3 exons. Bases 35 to 568 code for a protein of 177 amino acids. The record is from RefSeq and is a predicted model, not a curated record. Lineage: Eukaryota; Viridiplantae; Chlorophyta; Mamiellophyceae; Mamiellales; Mamiellaceae.